AUGGAGAAUCAGGAAGUAAGCAACCCACGCGAAGUACCACCACCAGUCCAAAUAGAGGAUCAAUUUGAUGAAGUGGCGCCAAGGCCAGCAAACAGAAUCCUAAGGGAUUAUGCUAGACCUGACCGCUUCAACUAUGAAUCUAGUGUCAGAAAAUCUCCAGUGGCAGCCAACAACUUUAAAAUCAGGACUGGCCUGAUUCAAACAAUUCAACAGUCUUGCAUCUUCACUGGAGACGCAAGAGAUGCCAAGACUUGGUUGCGAAGUUUGCCACAAGGUUCCAUUACCACAUGGGAUCAAAUGACUCAGAAAUUUUUAAACAAAUAUUUUUCCCCUGCUAAAACCACAAAGUUAAGACAAGAUAUAUCUAAUUUCUUGCAGACUGACACAGAGUCAGUUUAUCAAGCUUGGGAAAUGUUAAAAGCAAUGUUAAGAAAAUGUCCACACCACGAUAUUCUUGAACAUAUACUAUUGUAUAUUUUUUAUCACGGGCUAAAACCCUCUUCUAGAAAUGUGAUAGAUGCAGCUGCAGGAGGUUCAGUAAUGGGAAAAACAACAGAGGAAGCAUUGCAAUUGUUGAAUGAAAUUUCUGAGAAUGUCAUCCAAUGGCCAUCUGAGUGUAUAAUUAUCAAGAAGGCCGCUACAGUAAAUCAGGUUGAUGCUUUAAAUACACUAACACAUCAAAUUGUUUCUUUAUCACAAAAGUUUGAAACUUUUCAGGUGAAUACACAACAACCAAGUCAAUUUGAGGCUUGUGACAUGUGUGGAGGAAAUCAUCAGAACCAUGAAUGUCAAGCAACCAAUCACAAUGAUGAACAUGUCAAUGUCAUAGGUUACAAGCAGUAUCCUUUUGGAAGUCCAAUGGCACAGAAACAUCCAAGAUUUCAAUGGAGCAAUCCAAAUGGUGCAGAGAACUCUCAAAGCUUCCAGAAGCAACAAAUACAGGGUCCACCCGGAUACCAGAAUCCAAACCAUGGUCAAUCAAACUUUAGACCUUAUCAACAAGCAGGGCCCUAUCAGCAAAGGCCUCAACAAGCUCAUUCAAGUCUUGAUGAUCUUCUGUAUAAGUAUAUUAAGGUCACUGAUGAAAAGAUGGAGAGCCAAAAUUCAUCCCUCAAAAAUCUGGAAAUACAGUUGAGCCAAUUGGCAGCUCUUGUUUCAGAAAAGAUUCAAGGUCCCUUACCAAGCAAUACAGAGAAAAACCCAAAAGAGCACCUUAAGGUCAUCACCUUACGGUCAGGUAAGGAGCUUGAUGAACCCUAUGCAGACCAGUCAGAACAACCGGUAAACAACAAUGAAUUCAAAGAUGAUCAAUUAAUUCCAGAUUCAAUGGAAAGAUGCUUGAUCAAAUCAGGCACCACACAGGACGAUGAUCCCAUCAUUAGAAGAGAAGCUCAAAAAUUGGACAAAGAUUCAGAAGAAGAAGAGAUGAAAUCCGAAAAAAACAAGAAAAUAGUUUGA
Nicotiana tabacum (common tobacco) is the source of this 1458-nucleotide messenger RNA. RefSeq lists its product as uncharacterized. NCBI's taxonomy places the organism in Eukaryota, Viridiplantae, Streptophyta, Magnoliopsida, Solanales, Solanaceae. The record is from RefSeq and is a predicted model, not a curated record.